GGGUUUUUUCAAGCACAUCUUGCUUCCUUGUUCAAUCUUCCUUUAACAUUUCACACUUUCAACCACUUCAGCAGGCAAGAUGGGUCUCCACAAGCUCACAGUUCUGUGUUCUGCGUUGUGUCUGGCUGUGUUUGCUGUUCAGCUGGCCGAGUCUCAGGAACUUCUCCAAGCUCCGACUCUCAGCUUUGCUGUGGAUGUGAACCAGAGUGCCAUUAAGCUGUACUCGUCCAUAGUCGUUGUGUGCACAAUUCCAAAUACGGCAAGGACGCCUGCAGAGGUGCACCUAUCUCUUGCCGCAAACACUUCCUCGGCCGUGCUGUCCUUCACCCUUACGAGGCAGAGUCCGGUGUUCUUCACACUCAUCGCGAGGCCUGAUUAUGAGACGGCUUUCAUCUGCUGGUACAGACACAUCCGGACCAACACACAGUCUCAUUUCAGCGAGCCCAUCAACAUAGUCAUAUCUGCUCUGUCUGAUCCCUUAGGGGUUCUCAUUCCACCUGUGUUUCCUGUGGGGACAAAGUACACAUUUCAGUGUGAGACACCACUGAUUGGCUACACAAACACCACACUGAGUGUGUAUGACCGUCUCCUUCCGCUCCGCUCCGGCAACAACUCCUUCGAAUAUGUUGGAUCGCGGGUUCUCGCUCCAGGAGAGUGGGGAGCUGCAAUCACUCGAACAAACGCCGGAGAAACGUAUGAGUUUCUAUGUGAAAUGGAAGUGUUCCUCAACGGGCGAGCCUUGCGCUCCAGAUCCAAACCCACUGCAGCCAUGCCAGAGGAGCUCCCGGUUCGUCUGGUUCCCAAAGAUCUGGGGACCUGUUAUGGAGAUGCGUAUGUCAGAGUGAGAGAUGACUGGAAACCCUUGUGUUUUGUCCCCAAAUUCGACAACAAUUUGAACGUGGCUAAGGUCGUGUGCAAAGAGCUAGGCUGUGGACAAGUGAUAGACUACAGAAAGCUUGGCAGUGCAGCUCACACUCCUGUAGGAACUCCAAAUUGCACAGGAAACGAGAAGAAGGUUGCAGAGUGUCCUAUAAGUUCAGCACGCUUUUGUGACCAAGGAACACUCAACGUCCUCUGCUCAGAGGCCCUCCCUCCGCCGACGCUUUCUCUGUCCAAACGUGAAACUGCGUCGCGGGUGUACGUCAGGACUGAAGAGUCUGCGACCCUCGAGUGCAUUUUUCAAUCGUCCAUAAAUGAGUUUGCGUACAUCACCCUCACACGCGACGGAAAUGACCUUUACACCGAAAGAACCCUACCUGGACACAGGGUGACGUGGAUAUUACGUAACACAGUGAAUGAGGGAGAGUACGCCUGCUACGUACAUACACGAGGAUUCAAGGUGUACAGGACAGAAAGCAGCAACGUGAUAGGCAUCUACAUUUAUGAUCCUCCACCUGCUGGAGCAGUUGCUGCUGGUGUCAUCACCACAAUCGUAGGUGUCAUAAUCCUUGUACUCCUCUGUAUUUAUGGUGCCAGUGAGUAAGACGUACGAGAUCUUCACUGAGUGGCAAUAAUACAACUCCACCACAUGGGGUUCCCAAAGAGCACAAUGGAAAAUAUCGUGAAAAAAACGUAUCACACGGGUCCACGAAUUACACGUAUUAAUCUCUAUGUAAAGGAAAAAGACAUUUUAAACAGAGGAAAUGUUUUCAUCUCAACCACCUUUGCUCCUGUUUCUUGUAAAUAAUUUAAAGCAUUAAUUAAACCUCAGUUUUGAAUAUCCACGUCCACACUAACCACAAAUUGUGUAUCUUCUGAUAUAUUCUUUUAAAUAUUUCAGUGUCCAUUACAGAUUAUGAAAAAUGUAUAUUUCUGUUUUCCUGUUACCUGAACACAUUCACCCCUAUGAUAUAUACAUAUCUGGAAUAUUCCAUACUUGUUCAACAGGAAGUUGCAUCACAAAUUUCCUGAAGAUCACGGUCUGUUAGUUGUAUGAUAUCGUGAUAUUGGCUGGUGAGGACACUGAACUUACAAGCUGGAAGCAUACAAGUUAUCCAAAUUAUAGACAAAAUGAUAAAUAAUUCAUUUAAACUAAUAGUAAUAAUAGCAAUAACAACAACAACAAAAACAAUUAUUAUUAUUAUUAUUAUUAUUAUUAUUAUUAUUAUAAUAAAAUAUCAAACUUAGAACGUUCUUAAUGCGAUUAGCAUGGAUGCCUGAUGCUAGUAUCGCUGGUACUUAUUUAUCCUCAAAUGAACUUGUUUUGUGAUCUUAAAUAUAGCAGCAAAACAAGUUUAACAACUAAAAAUACCACGUAAAAAUUAUAUUAAUCUAUCGUGACUCUUCCACAUUAAUCCUGUACAGUAUCAGUUAAAGCUAGCUGAUAUAUUUUAACAUUGCAAGUUGUUCUUUAUUAUAAUUAAAUGCUUUUCCUGAUUACAGCCAGGAUUACAGUAGAUUAUAUUGUAAGAGAUAUGAAUGUUUGUUUGUUUUUUUUUGUUUUUGUUUUUUUGGAAUCACUUUACAUUUUAAAUUAAGAACAAAUGGAACGUCUUGAACGUGUGAAAUGAUGCAUGGAUGAAUGAAUGAAUGAAUGAAUGAUUGAAUGAAAGAACAUCUGUAUUGUGACUGUAUUAACAUUGUGCUUGGAUUGCAUUUGAGUUGCUUAAAAGCAUUGACUAAAUAAGAGUGUAUUUUAAGAGUUUUAUUUUCAGUAUUAUAGGUUUUUUAUUUGAAAGUUUUGUUUUUUUCUUGUUUCAAAUUUCAACUUUAAAUGAAAGAGAAUAAGAUGAUGGCGUGUUAUCAAAAACGUGGAUUUGUAUCAAAAUUCUUGUUUGUAUUUAAAAAGGUAGCAUGUAGUGCAUUGAUGGUAGGAAUGAAAAGCCACACACAGUCAAUAUAGUGCUCAGAUUUAUUGCAUGCAGGUUUUGAUGGUGUCACAAUGUCAUUUGACAAACAAUAAACCUGGUCCUAUCGUCUGCUUUUUGUCUGAAUUUUUUUUUUGUCUGAGAAAAAAAAAAGAGAUGGAAA
Messenger RNA from Ictalurus punctatus (channel catfish), 2970 nucleotides. RefSeq lists its product as uncharacterized. Gene Ontology annotation, cellular component: membrane. The transcript is spliced from 8 exons. Lineage: Eukaryota; Metazoa; Chordata; Actinopteri; Siluriformes; Ictaluridae. The coding region runs from base 80 to 1483 and encodes 467 amino acids. The record is from RefSeq and is a predicted model, not a curated record.